AUGUCACUUUCAGAGAAUCUUCUGGCGAGUGGUGAGCAGGUGCUGCGGGAGGCUGCUGCCCCGUCCGGCUCUCGGAAGCCAGGAGAGGAUCCGGGAGACGCACCAAGGAAAGAGCUUAACCACGUUCAAAGUGGUGGAAUUUCAGAAGAACCUCUGGAGGUGGAGCAGCUGCUCCCCGAGCAGGGUGCCACCGGCUCCAGGGAGCAUCCAGCUGAUCCGCACGGCAGCCAGGCAGGCACGCUGAGACCCCAGAUGGGACAGGCAAGUGACGGAUGGUGUGUGAUGAGCUUGGCAGGAGCCUCUAACGAUGUGUGUAAGGACACGAGCGAGGAGCAGCUGGGUCAGCCAGCUGAGAGUAGGGACUUGGACCACGAAGAGUGGGAAGUCGUUUCCAAGCAGCUGGCCUGGGGGGAGGCUGGCAAGAAUGGCAGUGUGGAAGACUCUGACAGCAAGGAAUGGGAACAAGGAGACUGCCCUGAUGGGGAUGUGAAGGCAAAGAGGGUUGUAGCUGUGCCCCCCAUGUUUCAAAACAUCCAUGUGACUUUCCGCGUACACUACAUCACGCACUCUGACAUCCAGCUGAUCGGCGUUACUGGUGACCACGAGUGUCUUGGCCAGUGGCAGAGCUAUGUUCCCCUCAAGUAUGAGAAGGAUGGCUUCUGGUCUGAAUCCAUUAGUCUGCCAGUAGACACCCAAGUAGAGUGGAAAUUCAUCUUGGUGGAGAAUGGGAAGGUCAGACGUUGGGAAGAAUGUGGUAAUAGGACCCUAGUGACUGAACAUGAAGAUCAAAUUGUUCAUCAGUGGUGGGGAUACCAUUAA
Molecule: messenger RNA, 819 nt
Organism: Eurypyga helias (sunbittern)
Lineage: Eukaryota; Metazoa; Chordata; Aves; Eurypygiformes; Eurypygidae
Gene: STBD1
Product: starch binding domain 1
Exons: 1
Coding region: 1-819 (272 amino acids)
Cellular component (GO): membrane
Molecular function (GO): starch binding; glycogen binding
Source: RefSeq, a predicted model, not a curated record